CGGGAGCGCGGACUACAGUGGCGCUCCGCUGCAGCUGGCUUUACCGAACCUCCGUCACCUUCACCGAGCCUCCGUCACCUUCACCGAGCCUCGCAACAACAACAGGCACGCGGCAUACAGCGAUAUAACAGCAGAUACACGUGCACAUGACGCACGGCGACCGCAGGACCGAUCCCCGCCUGACCGUCAACAACAGAAACAGAGGGAAAUGUCUUGGUGGUCGCGCGGCGAGGAUGGAGAGGAGGCCAUGCACCAGGACACCGAUUCCGAUGUGGCAGAGCAGAGAGACGGUGGGAAAGUGAAGGUGAAAUGGACACAAGAGGAGGACGACAAGCUCAAGGUGCUGGUUCAAAAGCUGGGAUCAAAUGAUUGGAAAUAUAUCGCCAACAGCAUCCCAAGUCACACUGAGCACCAGUGUCAGCACCGUUGGUCGAAGGUCUUGGAUCCAGAGUUGGUCAAAGGCCCCUGGACCAAAGAGGAGGAUGACAAGGUCAUAGAGCUUGUCAAUCUCUACGGCAACAAGCAGUGGGCGAUGGUAGCCAAGCAACUGAAGGGCAGACUAGGGAAGCAGUGUCGAGAGCGGUGGCACAACCACCUCAAUCCCAACGUGAAGAAGUCCUCGUGGACGGCCGAGGAGGACCUCAUCAUCUAUAAGGCUCACUGCGUGCUGGGAAACCGCUGGGCUGAGAUUGCCAAACUGCUCCCCGGAAGGACGGAUAAUGCCGUCAAGAACCACUGGAAUUCCACCAUCAAGCGCAAAUUAGAGAUGGGCUUCUAUGCCGGGGAGGUCUUCAGGCCCAAUGAACUUGAAGAGCUGUUGGACCGCGUGAAUAAAGAGGUGCAGAUGGCCAGUGGCUCCCAAGAAGGCGUAGAAAAGGAUCUAGGGAACACAGCGCAUCCUUUGGAAACACCCGCUUCCACCGCGGUUAAAGCCGAGCCGGACGACGAGGAGCCGCCGAAGGCUGCGUCCUCUGUGAAGGACGGCUUAAGUCCCAAGUCGGAGGCAGACGCCACGGGCGAAAUGACCAGCACCAGCUGGGUGGUGGAUAGCUCUGGCUUUCUCUCCCCCACCGGCCCAGUGCUGAAGGAAGUGCUGGAAAUGGUGGACGGGGACCUGGAUGGCUGGUGCAACCUAGCGGCCUUUGACCUGCCGGAGGACAACCCCAGCCCGGAGCGCCACCAGUUCCGCCUGGAAGGCAGCGCCCUGCAGGAGCUGAGCAAAGGCAGCAAGGGCGAGCUCAUCCCCAUCUCUCCCGGAGGGAUCACCCCGCCCUCCAUACUGAACCGCCGCAGCCGGAGACGCAUCGCCCUGUCCCCCGACGGCAACAACUCCAUGACCCCCAAAAGCACUCCGGUCAAAAUCUUGCCCUUUUCUCCAUCUCAGUUCCUCAACCUGUGGACCAAGCAGGACACUCACGACAUGGAGAACCCUUCCCUCACGUCCACGCCGGUGUGCAGCCAGAGGGCCAUUGUGACUACGCCGCUGCAGCGUGAGAAGACCCCCCUGACCCAGAAGGAAAACUCUGCAUUCGUCACACCCAACCACAAGUCUGACCUCUGUUCGACCCCGCGGACUCCGACGCCGUUCAAGAACGCCAUGGAGAAGUACGGGCCGCUGCAGCCGCUGCCUCAGACCCCGAACCUUGAAGACGACAUAAACGAGGUCAUCAUGAGAGACUCUGGGAUCGACUUGAUCGGUGCACGCUCGACUCCGCCUGAGCAGAGGCGCAAAACCAUGCAUCGGCCUCCUAUGAAGAAAGUGCGGAAAUCUUUGGCCCUGGAUGUCAUGGACUGCCAUGUGGUGCCUAUAUCCAAACGCAAAUCCAGCAAAACGGAAGCCAAAAACACAAUUAAGGAGGAGCCGGUGUUGGUGUCUCUCAACUCCUCGUCGUUUUGCAGUAAGCAGGAUGAAAGCAUUUUGGAUCAAGGCUUCCUUUUGGGACCCAGCGAUAGCGCCAUAUUUCCCACCACGGUGCCUCCAGUUCUGAUGUCUAAAGAAUGGGAGACGGUUGUUUGCGGACAAACAAAAGACCAGCUCAUAAUGACGGAGAAAGCGAGGCGUUACCUUCGCUCGCUGAAGUCCCACGCCACCGCCCGGGCGCUGAUUCUGUCCUGA
Molecule: messenger RNA, 2116 nt
Organism: Pungitius pungitius (ninespine stickleback)
Lineage: Eukaryota; Metazoa; Chordata; Actinopteri; Perciformes; Gasterosteidae
Gene: mybl2b
Product: v-myb avian myeloblastosis viral oncogene homolog-like 2b
Exons: 15
Coding region: 209-2116 (635 amino acids)
Biological process (GO): regulation of DNA-templated transcription
Cellular component (GO): nucleus
Molecular function (GO): DNA-binding transcription factor activity, RNA polymerase II-specific; RNA polymerase II cis-regulatory region sequence-specific DNA binding
Source: RefSeq, a predicted model, not a curated record